Metarhizium album ARSEF 1941 is the source of this 2010-nucleotide messenger RNA. Its product is annotated as carboxypeptidase S1. NCBI's taxonomy places the organism in Eukaryota, Fungi, Ascomycota, Sordariomycetes, Hypocreales, Clavicipitaceae. The record is from RefSeq and is a predicted model, not a curated record. Gene Ontology annotation, biological process: proteolysis. The transcript has 2 exons. Gene Ontology annotation, molecular function: serine-type carboxypeptidase activity. Gene Ontology annotation, cellular component: fungal-type vacuole. The coding region runs from base 1 to 2010 and encodes 669 amino acids.
AUGAUUGUUCGGCUCGCAGCCCUAUUCGCGGCCUUGAGCUCUCAAUCUGCGGCCCAGUUCCCAGUCAGAGACCCCAAUUUACUGAAUUUGACUGUAGCAAGGUCACCUGCCGAUAGCAGCAUCACAAUCUCAUACAAGGAGCCACGGGGCGCAUGCAACACGGCAUUCAGCCAGCAGAAGCAGUAUACCGGUUGGGUGCAUAUGCCGGGGGAUGAGCCGACGAACCUCUUCUUUUGGUUUGUGCAAGGCCGUCAACCGACAGACAGCUUAACGAUAUGGCUGAACGGGGGGCCCGGGUCGAGUUCCCUCUUUGGAUUUUUUGCUGGCGUCGGGCCAUGUCAAGUUAUCGAGAAGGGCAUCAACAGGUAUGACACAGUUGCCGAAGAAUGGGGCUGGGAUCGAGCUUCCAACAUGCUCUUCAUUGAUCAGCCCAACCAGGUUGGCUUCUCAUACGAUACACCCACCGAUGGGACUCUAAUUCUUCCUGAAGACUCCAUGCGGCAACCCCCUGUCCAGGGAAACGACUCCUUUCCGGCGUGGGCCUACAUGAACGGCACCUUUAGCACAAUGAGCAAAGACACCACGGCCAACACGACCGAGAAUGCAGCCGUCGCCGUAUGGCACCUGGUCCAAGGCUUCCUCACCACAUUUCCUCAGUACCAGCCACAGCCCAAUAGUUCAAUAGCCGUCAAUCUCUUCGCUGAAAGCUACGGCGGGAGAUAUGGGCCAAUAUUUGCGGAGCAAUGGGAGGCCCAAAAUCAAAAACGAACUACGGGGCAGCUGGACGCCGGUUCGACGAUGGAGGUCCGCCUUGGCUCUCUAGGCAUUGUGAAUGGCUGCAUAGAUCAGGAGAUCCAGGUCCCCUUCUAUCCCGUUUUUUCCAACAACAACACAUAUAAAUUCAAGGCUAUAUCGGACGAAACAGAAAUGUAUUACAGCCGCAGGUUCAACGCUCCGGGUGAAUGUAAAGACAAGAUUCAACAAUGCACGGUUGUGGCCAUGGCUCAGGAUCCAGGUAGGCACGGAAACCAGCCCGAGGCAAAUCGCUUGUGCGAGGCCGCCGAUGAAGCAUGCUCUGCUAUCCAGGAACCAUACCGCAACAGUGGCCGCAGUGUGUACGAUCUUGCCGCUCCUUGGUCGAAUCCUUUCCCGCCCUUACAAUUUAUCGACUACCUCAACCAGGGCCAUGUCCUGCAAACUAUUGGCUCGCCAGUCAACUACACCAUGACAAGUAAUGCAGUCUUUCGGGCAUUCAAGGACACUGGUGACCUGUCAAGAGGCGGUAACAUUAAGCGGUUGGCUGAUCUCCUGAAUCGAGGCGUCCGUAUUGGCUUCAUGUAUGGCGACAGAGACUACAUUUGCAACUGGCUCGGUGGGCAGGCCGUGUCUCUCGCCGUUGCGGACCAAAGCGGCCCCGAUUACGCCAGGGGGUUCCCCGCGGCAGGUUACGCCCCCAUCGUUGUCAACGACUCGUACGUCGGCGGCCUCGUUCGUCAGUACGGCAACUUGUCCUUUAGUCGAAUUUAUCAGGCCGGGCACUAUGUAGCAUGGUACCAGCCCGAGACAGCGUUCCAGGUGUUUGCACGUAUCAUGAUGGGUACAUCGAUAUCUACCGGGGAGACCAUCUCGCUCUCCACUUUCAGCACGACGGGGCCCAGGGCAGCUUCCCAUGAAGACAAACUGCCGGCAAUGCCGUCGACAACAUGUUACAUUCGCGCAUUCGCAGACACAUGCGACACCGACGCCAAGAACCUCGCUUCCGCAGGCAACGGCACAGUCAUUAAUGGCAUUCUGUAUAGCGAAUCAGCCGACUGGCCCUUGGCUGCUACUCAGCCUCCAUCUUCUACAUACGGCCGCCCUACCACCACCACAAGUAUGCUUUUAACAGGUGUGUUUACGGCUACGAAAAUGCCAGACAAUCGAGGCGAGGCUCGUUCACCGCGUGCCGGCAUCCUUUGGAUUACCAUUUCAAGCUUCUGGAUUUUACAAGGCGUAGAAAUUUUCUUCUAA